This is a messenger RNA of Sebastes umbrosus (honeycomb rockfish), 833 nucleotides long. Its product is annotated as formin-like protein 8. The coding region runs from base 3 to 596 and encodes 197 amino acids. The transcript has 3 exons. The record is from RefSeq and is a predicted model, not a curated record. NCBI's taxonomy places the organism in Eukaryota, Metazoa, Chordata, Actinopteri, Perciformes, Sebastidae.
CGAUGUUCCAUAUAAUAGAGUUUCUGGAGAGCAAAACUGUAGCAGUGGUGCCAGAAAACUGGUGCACUUACGGUGUCACCAAUUAUAAAAAUGAUGAAAGAGUCAACAGGGCAGUAAGGAAAGCUGAGGAGCCUGGACCUGACUGGCAGAGCUACGAUGUCAGAGUUGUUAAGUCAUGUGAUCAUUACUUUGAGGCACGUCAUCUUUUAAAAAAAUCCCUGACGUGCAACACGUCAGAUUUGCAGUCAGAAGAGGAAGAGGAGGAAGUUCAGUCAAAGAGAAGGCCAAAGCCGAUUCAUUUCUUUGGGGACUCGGAUGAUGACAGUGAGGAGGAAAGUCCUCAAAAAAAGAGAGCCAGAGGUCCAGCCAAACCCUCACCACAGCCACCAGCUCCCAUUAUCCCACCCCUACCUCGCUGUGUGCCAAGUAGCGUUACAGUUGCCCUUCCUCCACCCGUUGCUCCUCCUUCACCCACUCCACCAGCAGUAGAGCAAACCCCAUCUUCAAGCCAGGUCUACAGACCUACCUGGCGAGGGGGAAGGUGUGGAUCAGACACCAUCACCUGUUCGGGUGAGCAAUACCUCAAACGGCUAUGAGAUUCAAAUUGAACCUUUCAAUCAUUGUACAUUCGAAUUGUUGAAUCAUAAUCAAAUCGUGGGUGCCAGUGAAGAUUCACCCCUCUAGUAGAUAUGUAUAACAUUAAUUUGAUCUUUACCAAAUCAAGGCUUCUUUGUGGUAAAGAAAUAAGCAAAAAUAAACAUAACCAUCUGCUAAGUUAAAUCUUUCUUAAUGAGUUGUCCAAAGCAGACUGACAUUUUUUAUACAAUAUAUAU